Molecule: messenger RNA, 708 nt
Organism: Coniophora puteana RWD-64-598 SS2
Lineage: Eukaryota; Fungi; Basidiomycota; Agaricomycetes; Boletales; Coniophoraceae
Exons: 8
Coding region: 1-708 (235 amino acids)
Source: RefSeq, a predicted model, not a curated record
AUGCAGCUCAGUGCUCGCCUGCUCGCGCUCCUUUCGUUCAUCCUCGCAGCGCAGCAGGCAUUUGCCGCGCCUAUACCCUGCAACGAUGCCACAGAUUGCCUCAUCGCCCGCUCUGGCAUCAAGAAGGGCGAUCUCGACCUCCUCCCCGAUUCCGAAGAGUACGCCCGCAACAAGAGCAAGCGCGCCGUUCCCGGUGUCAAAAGCGCUUAUAGCGACGCAGUGAAGAGCGUGGGCGUCCGAGUCCAUGAUGGCAAGUAUGUCAAUACGUUUCGUAACGGUGUGAUCCCAGGUAUUCCAAGCGGGACGCUCAAGGCUGCUAGCCGCCGUGAUGUCACAGAGACUGACUCAUCCUUCGACGAGCUCGACGGUAUCGAAGACGCACACGACUACGCAGUCAAGCAUAAUCUCCUUCACCACGAACGCGACCAGGCUCCUCCAGGGAACAACGGAUCUGACCCGAUCAAUGGAACCAAACGCGAUAUUUCAGACCUUGAACCCUCUCCAGCCGCCCGGAAUACAGCUCCUUUGGCCACUGACGCCCACGGCGCUAUACACCACUCGCGAAGCCUCGUUCCGCCGAGUGUUGCUACACCGCCCAGUGAGGAAAAACGCGAGGAGCCCGACCCUCUUCGAGAAGUUUCUACGGACGGAUACCUGUCAGAUAAUGGUACGAACGACCUCUCUGAGCGACUAGUCGAUCUCGACUAG